This is a messenger RNA of Balaenoptera ricei (Rice's whale), 4425 nucleotides long. RefSeq names its product IQ motif containing N (gene IQCN). The record is from RefSeq and is a predicted model, not a curated record. Bases 1 to 4392 code for a protein of 1463 amino acids. NCBI's taxonomy places the organism in Eukaryota, Metazoa, Chordata, Mammalia, Artiodactyla, Balaenopteridae. The transcript has 2 exons. Gene Ontology annotation, molecular function: protein binding.
AUGCAGCAAGCAACACAGCUACAAGUGUCACCCAGUGGGCAGAGCCCCUAUCAGCCCGUCCGCAAUCUCCAAGGCAAAGCUGGGACACUGCGUCCACAGCUACAGGUGUCACCCAGUGGGCAGAGCCCCUAUCAGCCCGUCCCCAAUCUCCAAGACAAAGUGGGGACACCGCAUCCACAGCUACAGGUGUCACUCAGUGGACAGAGCUCCUAUCAGCCCGUCCGCAAUCUCCAAGGCAAAGCAGGGACACUGCGUCCACAACCCCAGCAUGAGCCACCUGCAUCCAAGGAGACCCUUCUGCAACAGCCGGGCAAGGACAAGAUGGUGACUCAUCGUAUCCCACGCCUCCGGGCUGUGGUGGAGAGCCAGGCCUUCAAGAAUGUCCUGGUGGACGAAAUGGACAUGAUGCUGUCCCACGCAGCCACCCUCAUCCAAGCCAAAUGGAGGGGCUACCGGCUCCGGCAGAAGCUAAUCUCUCAGAUGAUGGUGGCCAAGGCCAUCCAGGAGGCCUGGCGACGCUUCAACACCAGGUGCCUCCUCCAGUCUGGCAAGACGGUGGAGAAAAAAGUGAAGGUGGAGGAGGGGGACAUCCCUUACCACCCGCCCCAGCAGGUGCGGUUCCAGCAUCCGGAAGAGGGCAAGUCCCUUCUGGCCCAGCCCACCAUGGUGAGCAAGGAGACCCAGUUUCCUUCCUCCAACAGCCUGGCCGCUUAUACCCACCAGCUGGCCCUGCUGCAGUCCCAGGGCAUGUCACAGCCGGGUACGUGCUCUGUCGGAGGCCCCAGCGUCGCCUUCCUUCCACACCAGACCGUUGCCAUCAGACUUCCGUGUCCUGUGAGUCUAGAGGCGAAGUGCCGCCCAUGCCUGCUGACAAGAACCGUCAGAAAUGCCUGCCUUGUCCACGUAGAGGGGGACACGAUGAAGACCAAGCAAGUAACUGCCAGAGCCAACAAGGCAGGAGCCCCAGGGCCACCACCACCCGGAAGGUGUGCCCAGGCAGUUCAAGGACAACUCAAGAUCCAGACCCAGGCCCACAUGGAAGCAGCGGUCCUCGAAGGGCCACCACAGACAGGCCCAGCACCUGUGAUAACCAAGACCCCACCCCAGCCGGUGCCCACAAUGACAACGACCAAGACCGCACUCCAGAUGUACCCAGCGGCCCCGAUGACCAAGAGCCCAGCCCAGACAUGCCCGGCAGCCACAAUGACCAAGACCCCACUCCAGCCGUGCCCAGCGACAACAGUGACAAUAACCAAGACCCCACGCCAGGUGCACCCUGCAUCCCCAGUGACCAAGACCCCCCCCCAGACGUGCCCACAAGCCACGGGGACCAAGACUCCACUCCAGUCGUGCCUGGCGGCCAUGAUGAGCAGGAUCCAAUCCCAGCCGUGCCCAGUGCCCGUGGUAACAAUAACCAAAACCCCACCCCAGCCCUGCCCAGCGACCCCAGUGACCAAGACCUCAGCUCAAAUGAGACCAUCAGCCUCGAUGACCAGCACUUCACCCCAGACACGACCAGCAGCCACGAUGGCCAAGAUCCCACCCCAGUUAUGCCUGUUGCCCUCGAUGAGCAAGUCUCCAACGCAGACACGCCCUGCAGCCACAAUGACCAAGGCCCCGCCCCAGACGUGUGCAGUGCCCGUGACGGCCAAGACCCCGCCCCAGGUGCGCCCGGCAGCCACGGUGACCAAGACCCCACUGCGGACGUGUCAGGCGGCCACGGUGGCCAAGACCCCAUCUCAUCAGACACUCCGAGGCGUCUCGGUGACCAAAGCUCCUCCUGCCCAGACACGCCUGGCGGCCAUGGUAACCAAGACCCCAGCUCAGUUACGCUCGGUAGCCACCAUCCUCAGGACCCUGUGCCUGCCCCCUCCAGCAGCUGGAAAUCUCAAACCUUCAUCUUCAGCAGCGGCGGCAGCUGGAAUUCCCGACACCUCAUCCCACACGUGUCUAAGUGGACCGAAGGCCAAGGCUGUGGUGAACGCGAGGCAGGCAGCAGGGGUGACCAAGGUCUCAUCCCACUCAUACUUGACUGAGGGAAAAGUGAAAUGCUUCCCCCCAUCACAUCUGGGGGCUGGGGAUCCCAAGGCUCCAGCCAGGCCUCCUUCGGAAGGUGAGAAAAUCAAGGCCUUCUCCCAGAAACGGGUGAAAACGGAAACAGCAUCUAGCAUCAGUGUGGCCAUGGAAGUGCCCGUGGUUUCGUCCUGGGCAAAAGUGGCUGAGGACGGGAACAAGCAGGCACACCUGAGGACGGACGUCGUGAAGGCCCUACCCCAGGUAUGUGAGCCUAUAGAAACAGCUGUGGCACAUCUGGGUACAUGUCUGCCUCGGGCACAACCGGCCCCGUGUUCAACCACAGGCUCGCCCCAGGCACGUCUGCUGGCCGAGCUGACCAAGCCCCUGUCCCAGGCACAUGUUUCUACCAAGCUGACCAAGGGCCCGUCCCAAGGACAUCCACCCCCUGAGCUGACCACAGCCCUAGCCCAAUCACAUCUGGGCAUGUGUCUGUCCAAGGUGCAGUCCCAGGCACAUCUGCCCACCAAGCUGACCCAGGCACAGUCCCAGGCACAUCUGGCCACAGAAACAGCCAAGAGCCUCCACGCAGCCCGCCAGGCCACUGAGCUCAGCAGCAAGACCCAGUCCCAACCGCUCCUAGUCGAGUUCAAGGCCUCCACCCAGCCCCGCCAGCACAUCGGCGCUCUGCCCCGAGCCAAGCCAGAGGACAGACUGACCCAGCUCCUGUCCCACAGCUACGUGCAGGGCCAGGCCACCCAGGGCCCACGCCAGGGGGCCUCUGAGACCCAGAACGUGCUGGUGCCUCUGCUGGCCUCUGCUGGACACACCACGUGCCAUGUCGAAUCCUGGGGGGACAGGGGGGCCGCCUGGGCCCAGCCGUCGACAACCAGCCCAGCGCCGCCCUCCCAGCUCGCUUCCCUGUGUGCCGAGCUGGCUGCCCUGCUGGGCUCCCAGGAGAACCUCCGCGCCCUGCUGGCAAAAGCCCUCUCCCAGGGGGACGUGAGGGCGGCCCUGAACCAGGCCCUGUCCAAAGGGGUCUCGGGAGCCACGAUGGCCAAGGCCCUGCCCCAGGGCAUCCUGGGCACGGCGCUGGUGAAGGCGCUGUCCUGGGGCAAGCUGGCCACCAGCCUGUCCUGCGCCCUGUCCCGGGGCGAGCUGCGGGCGGAGCUCACUAAGGCCAUUCAGGGCAGACUGGCGGACGAGCUCAGCAAGGCGCUGACGGAGGAGGAGCGGACCACCUUGAACCAGGCCCUGUGUCAGGGUGAGCUGGGCGCAGUCCUCAGCCAGUCUUUUCCUCAGGCGGCCCUGAGGUCUGGAGUCGUCCUCCCCAAGGCUGCCGCGAAAACGGCGGGAAGCAGGGUGACCGCGAUGCCGACCCCAGUGGAGGUGGACUGCAGGGGGAGCCCGUCGGCUGCAUGGGGGCCCACCCUGGGCCCCAUGAGGCUACAGCCCAGCAAGGGUCCUGAGGACGCUGGCGUGUCUGGCGGCCAAGCGUGGAACUCUGCCGUCCCCAGUGUAGCGGUCGGGCCCAGGAACAGCACUGCGGUCCCUGGCGGCACGUGGGAGCCAGCCAGGAGCACUGUGCCGUGGGAUGUCAUGGCGGCGGUGGAUCCCAGACGGCCGGGGGAGCUGGUGGCGUCGGUGCAGGCUGCGGAGAAGAUAAUCAUCCAUGCGGUGGGCAUUAUCCAGGCGUGUACACGUGGCUUCCUGGUGCGCCGUACCAUCAAGGUGUGGCAUCAGUGGGCCAUCACCAUCCAGGCUGCCUGGCGUGGCUACUGUGUACGGCGGGACCUGGCCCGGCUCUGCAGAGCUGCCACAAUCAUCCAGGCUGCGUGGCGAGGCUUCUGCAUCCGCCGGAGCUGCACCCAGCAGAUGCUGCUCCCAGGCAUGUGGGCUGAGACGGGCAGCGGGGCCAGGACAACGUCUGACCACCGCUGCUUUCAGUCCUGCCGGCUACAAGUCUGUAGUCUCUGCCAGUCACUGAGCUCCGGGCUGGGGAGCCCACCCAGCGCGGUGAUGCUUGUGGGUUCCAGCUCCCGCACAUGCCACAUGUGCGGCCAUACCCAGCCCACCCGGGUGGUGCAUGGCACGGGUCAGGGUGCUGCAGGCCAGGCCGGCAUGCCACGGGGCUGCACCACCCGGUCAAACCCCCGGAGCCCCCGGCAACCCCAUCACCAGAACAAGGCAGCCACGGCCAUCCAGUCAGCCUGGAGGGGCUUCACUGUACGCUGCCGGCUGAAGCAGCAGCAGUUAGCAGCCAAGAUGCUUCAAGCCACCUGGCGCGGCCAUUGCACCCGGGCCUCUCUCACCACGGAUGCGCUCUUGGGACCAGCAGCGUGGGACAACUCACAGCACACGCAGUGGCCAGGUGUCUAGGACCUUGGCUUACCAGUGGGGGAACACCAGGGG